Manduca sexta (tobacco hornworm) is the source of this 716-nucleotide messenger RNA. RefSeq names its product E3 ubiquitin-protein ligase RNF123-like. Gene Ontology annotation, molecular function: protein binding; ubiquitin-protein transferase activity. The record is from RefSeq and is a predicted model, not a curated record. NCBI's taxonomy places the organism in Eukaryota, Metazoa, Arthropoda, Insecta, Lepidoptera, Sphingidae. Bases 114 to 716 code for a protein of 200 amino acids. Gene Ontology annotation, cellular component: cytoplasm. The transcript is spliced from 6 exons.
AUGGUUUUCAAAUAUAAUUUUUUUAGCAAGUUUUAACGCUAUAAAUUUUCCUCUAUUAUAAGUAGAGAUUGAAGAUAACUAGUUUUUUUUGGGAAGAACAUCUGCUUAAGGUAAUGAUGAACGUCCUGCGAUCUAUGUUUGGCGUCUGCAGCAGCUCGGCUGAGAAGGGCGAGGUCCAUGAUACAAUUCGCAGAGUUUUUGGCAACGAUAUGGUUAUGAAAGAAAACACUGAUCGACAUGUUCAGAGAAGUAAAUACGUAAGCCAUGUCCGAGACAAUCUCUCUAAAAUGCUUGACACUAAAGUCUUGAGUCACAAAUCGAAAUCUGCCAAGAAAAAUGCUCCAAUAGUUAUAGAAACAAAGGAAGUAGCAGAUGAAAGACACGGUCGUGUUGGUCCCAAAAUCGUAGUCUUCGAUGCGUCUACAGGCACCGGUCGAUUGGUGCUAGUAGGAGACGAGAGAGUUAGCGUCCAGGGUUUGUCCAGUUUCGCAACGAUACGCGCAACGGCAUGCGUUUACGCCGGGAAGUGGAUGUACGAAGUGCAACUUGGAACUAAAGGAAUUAUGCAGGUUGGUUGGUGCACGGCCUCCUGCAUGUUUUCCAUGGAUACGGGAGUGGGCGAUACGGCCCACUCAUACGGGUACGAUGGUGGCAGGGUGAGGAAGUGGAACGUGGCCACGUCACCAUACGGACAACCGUGGGACUACCUGGUGUAG